CAGCAGAGGCGGGAGAAGGAGCUGCGGAAGCAGCAGGAGCGGGAGCAGCGGCGGCACUACGAGGAAGUGAUGGAUGCCCCAGUCUCUUUGGGCAGGGAUGGAGGGCGCCCGGAGUACAUCAGGCGACAGUUAGAGGAGGAGCAGAGACAGUUAGAGAUCCUGCAGCAGCAGUUGUUGCAGGAGCAAGCACUACUUCUGGAGUAUAAGCGCAAGCAGCUGGAGGAGCAGCGGCAAGCGGAGAGGCUGCAGGAGCGGGACUACCUGGUCCCCCUGCAGCAGCAGCAGCAGCAGCAGCGGCAGGACCAGAGGCCGGCAGAGAAGAAACCUCUCUACCAUUACAAAGAAGGGAUAAAUGCCAGCGAGAAACCAGCGUGGGCCAAGGAGGUGGAGGAGCGCUCCCGGCUCAAUCGCCAGAGCUCGCCGGCCAUGCCCCAUAAGGUGGCCAACAGGAUUUCUGACCCCAACCUGCCUCCUCGGUCGGAGUCUUUCAGCAUUAGCGGUGUGCAGCCGGCCCGGACCCCACCCCUGCUCCGACCCGUGGACCCGCAGAUUCCACAUCUGGUCACUGUGAAAUCCCAAGGAAGCUCCUUGUCUGGGUCUCAGUCACUGCAUGAACAGCCUGCAAAGGGACUGGCUGGGUUUCAGGAGGCUCUGACGGUGACCUCUCACCGCACUGAGAUGCCAAGGCAGAACUCGGACCCCACCUCAGAAAACCCUCCUCUGCCCCCUCGCAUUGAAAAGUUUGACCGAAGUUCUUGGUUACGGCAGGAGGAAGACAUUCCACCAAAGGUGCCUCAGCGAACCACUUCCAUAUCCCCUGCUCUGGCGAGGAAGAACUCCCCAGGGAAUGGCAGCGCCCUGGGGCCCCGGCUGGGCUCCCAGCCCAUUCGGGCAAGCAACCCGGACCUGAGGAGGACGGAGCCCAUCGUGGAGAGCCCGCUGCAGAGGACCAGCAGCGGCAGCUCCUCCAGCUCCAGCACUCCCAGCUCCCAGCCCAGCUCCCAGGGCGGCUCCCAGCCCGGCUCCCAGGCUGGCUCCAGCGAGCGCAACAGAGUCAGAGGGAACGCCAAGCCCGAAGGGUCCCCUGUGCUCUCCCACGAGCCCGCCAAGGUAAAGCAGGAAGACAACAGGGAUGUGACGCGACCGAGCCGACCCGCUAGCUAUAAGAAAGCUAUAGAUGAGGAUCUGACGGCCUUAGCCAAAGAGUUGAGGGAGCUGCGCAUCGAAGAAACCAAUCGUCCCCUGAAGAAGGUGACGGACUACUCCUCCUCCAGCGAGGAGUCAGAAAGCAGCGAGGAGGAGGAGGAGGAUGGGGAAAACGAGACGCAUGAUGGGACCGUGCCUGUCAGUGACAUCCCACGGCUUAUACCAACAGGAAUUCCUGGAAGCAAUGAGCCGUACAACCUGGGAAUGGUGACAACCCACGGGCUAGAGACUUCCCAUGCAGAUACGUUUAGCAAUAUUUCAAGGGAAGGGACUUUAAUGGUGAGGGAGACCUCUGGUGAAAAAAAGCGUUCUGGCCACGCAGCCAGCAAUGGCUUUGCAGGUCACAUCAAUCUACCUGACCUGGUGCAGCAAAGCCACUCGCCAGCGGGCACGCCGACCGAGGCCCUGGGGCGAGUCUCCACGCAUGCGCAGGACAUGGACUCGGUGCCUGAAUAUGGUAUGGGAAGUAGCACCAAAGCCUCUUUCACCCCCUUUGUGGACACCAGAGUGUAUCAGACCUCGCCUACUGAUGAAGAUGAAGAUGAAGACGAAGAGUCAUCUGCUACUGCCCUGUUCACCAGCGAGCUGCUCAGACAGGAGCAGGCCAAGCUGAACGAAGCCCGGAAGAUCUCGGUGGUGAACGUCAACCCCACCAACAUCCGUCCUCACAGCGACACUCCAGAGAUCCGGAAAUACAAGAAGCGCUUCAACUCGGAGAUACUCUGUGCUGCUUUAUGGGGUGUGAAUCUGCUGGUGGGCACAGAAAAUGGCCUGAUGCUGCUGGAUCGAAGCGGACAAGGGAAGGUCUACAACCUGAUCAACAGACGGCGAUUUCAACAGAUGGACGUACUCGAGGGUCUUAACGUCCUCGUGACAAUAUCAGGAAAGAAGAACAAGCUGCGCGUGUACUAUCUCUCCUGGCUGAGAAACAGGAUUUUACACAAUGACCCUGAAGUGGAGAAAAAGCAGGGCUGGAUCACCGUUGGGGACCUGGAGGGAUGCAUCCACUACAAAGUCGUGAAAUAUGAAAGAAUCAAGUUCUUGGUGAUUGCCUUAAAGAAUGCUGUAGAGAUCUACGCUUGGGCUCCUAAACCAUAUCACAAGUUUAUGGCAUUUAAGUCUUUUGCAGAUCUCCAGCACAAGCCGUUGCUCGUGGAUCUCACUGUAGAAGAGGGUCAGAGACUGAAGGUUAUCUUUGGAUCACACACUGGUUUUCAUGUGAUUGAUGUAGAUUCUGGGAACUCUUAUGAUAUCUACAUACCAUCUCACAUUCAGGGCAAUAUUACUCCUCACGCCAUUGUCAUCCUGCCUAAAACAGACGGGAUGGAGAUGCUUGUGUGCUAUGAGGAUGAAGGCGUAUAUGUGAACACCUAUGGACGGAUAACUAAAGAUGUGGUGCUCCAGUGGGGAGAAAUGCCUACUUCUGUGGCCUACAUUCAUUCCAAUCAAAUAAUGGGCUGGGGAGAGAAAGCUAUUGAAAUCCGGUCAGUGGAGACGGGACAUUUGGAUGGAGUAUUUAUGCACAAGCGAGCUCAAAGGUUAAAGUUUCUAUGUGAAAGAAAUGAUAAGGUAUUUUUUGCUUCGGUGAGAUCCGGAGGAAGCAGCCAAGUGUUUUUCAUGACCCUCAACAGAAACUCCAUGAUGAACUGGUAACAGAGGAGCACUUGGCGCUCACCGCCAUGGCAUUAUUUCUAAUUUAAAGGACAUUAAACACGUGGACUAACACUGU
Messenger RNA from Fulmarus glacialis (Northern fulmar), 2935 nucleotides. RefSeq names its product TRAF2 and NCK-interacting protein kinase-like. Lineage: Eukaryota; Metazoa; Chordata; Aves; Procellariiformes; Procellariidae. The record is from RefSeq and is a predicted model, not a curated record.